This is a messenger RNA of Myxozyma melibiosi, 1596 nucleotides long. Its product is annotated as general substrate transporter. Bases 1 to 1596 code for a protein of 531 amino acids. Lineage: Eukaryota; Fungi; Ascomycota; Lipomycetes; Lipomycetales; Lipomycetaceae. Gene Ontology annotation, molecular function: carbohydrate:proton symporter activity. The record is from RefSeq and is a predicted model, not a curated record. Gene Ontology annotation, biological process: carbohydrate transport; transmembrane transport. Gene Ontology annotation, cellular component: membrane. The transcript has 3 exons.
AUGCUGUCGUUGACCAAGAAGGAUAGCGCGCCCGCUACCAGCGAUCCUGCCCUCGAAGAAGGCGGUCACAGACCCCAUGGGCGUCAGGAACUAACUACCACAAACAUUCUUGCAGUUAUUGUUGCUGGACUCGGUAGUUUCACCUUUGGCUACGCCAACAACGCCACUGCUGGAUCGUUUGCACAAACUACUUUUAUUGCCAAGUUUCUGAGCGGAUCCAAUGCAGACUCUGUCAUUUGCGGAAUCAUCGGUGGAUUCCUGGGUGGAGGUUACAUUGGCGCCAUCAUCCAGGCGCCAAUCUCGAACCGCUGGGGAAGAAAGGCUGCUACCGGAACCGGUGCUGUUCUCGUCAUGAUCUCAGCUGCACUUGAUGCCGGCGCUGUCGAUAUUGCGAUGUUUGCCGUCUUUCGCAUGACCUGCGGCAUUGGCGCCGGUAUGCUGCUCGCCAACUGUCCUGUGUACAUGAGCGAGAUAGCCCCGCCGCAUCUUCGCGGUAUGCUCGUGGGUAAUCAUGCUAUUUCGAUCGUGUGGGCAUAUGUCAUCUCCUCCUGUAUCGCAUUGGGAUUUCACUUUAUCGAAGAGUCAUACCAAUGGCGUAUGCAGUUUGUCGUUCUCACGUUCGUUGCCAUGCUCUUGGUAGCUUCGCUCUUUCUCCUGCCUGAGUCUCCGCGCUGGUUGUGUGAGCAAGAGAGAUAUGAUGACGCGUGGAAGAUUCUCAAGAAUCUCAACAAGACGACUGCCGAUCCUGAAGCAGUGACGGCUGCUGCUGAGAUGGCGCAGAUCAGGGCGCAGAUUAUCGAGGAAAGGACCCUACCACGUGGUUACGUCUACAUCUUCAAGACCCCGCAUCUGCGUCACCGCGCUUUUUGCGGUAUCUUGACUUGGAUUAUGGGACAGUCGACGGGAAUGCUGGUCAUUGCAAACCUUACUCCUACCCUGUUUGCUACUCUUGGAUAUGGUACUGUCUUGCAACUUGCUCUUGCUAUUGUUUGGUGUGUUUGCGCCAUGAUUGGCUGCUACAUCAACGCUGCCAUUAUGGAUCGCGUCGGUCGCGUUAAGCUUCUCGUCUUUGGCGGCUACCUUUGUACAGCGACUAUGAUCUGUGAGGCAGUACUCCAGAAAUACUAUCUUGAUGGACACAACAAGUCUGGUGUGAACGGUGCCGUUGCCAUGUACUUCCUCUUUGGUGUCUUUUAUGGUUCUACAGUCGACUGCGCAGCCUACGUCUAUAUAGCCGAGAUUUGGCCAACCCAUCUGCGCAGUUACGGAGUCACAAUCGGUCUCACUUCGUUCUUUGCUCUCGCGCUCGCGUUCACCACCCCUGCGUCGGCUGGCUUCUCCGCAAUCGGGUGGAAGUACUAUUUCCCCAUGAUUGCGACUUGUAUCUGCAGCACUACUGCCAUCGCCUUUGUCUGUCCUGAGACUGCUGGACUCACUCUGGAGGAGAUCAACAGAAAGUUUGGCGACAACGUCGCGCUCGAACUCAACACUGCAGAGGCAGUUGCUCAGGCAAUGAUGAAGGGAGGUGCUAUGCACUUUGAAAACGCACAGGCCAGAGAUCCGGACGAGUACCCUCUUGAAGAAAAGACGAAUUAG